AGGAACUCUUUUGUGGGGAUCAUUUAGCCUGGAGAGGCCACCCUUGCUUUGCUGCUAAACGCGAGUAGGCCAGCGGCAGCACCGACAGAAAAACAGCAAAGGCGCGUGCUGCGUCCCUGCCACUGAGAGUAGUAACACCAUCACUGAGAAAGAGCACGAGGCCCGUUGGCAAGGAAAUCUAGACAGCCCUCGCUGAUCGAGGUGCACAUAUCGCCCGUAUCGAAAGAAAAAGAGUAGUAUUCAACACCUGCUUGUAGGAAUAGAGAUAGUAGUUCUUCCCACCGAGUAGAAAAGAUAAGUCUUCGCAUUUCUCAACUGCAGCGAGCUGGGCAGAAACAGCAACAGCGAAAAUGCAAGCUCGCCGCAAUAGUAUGAUGCGUCGAGUGGCGCGUCGCUACGCCCGCGUGCCGGGCCAGCACGGUGAUGCGGCGCCGCCAGCCUUCUUCCCGGUCGCCAUCAACCCCGGGUGGUGGGGACAGCCGUUUGCAAAGGUCAAGGACGCAAAGUACCACCUCAUAUUCGCGUACGUCUUUUGCUUCCCAAUAGUGUUCUACUGGACCUUUGAUGUGACCCUGGGGCAGCGCACCCGCAUUGCGCAGGUGGGCAAGCGUGCUAUGGCGUCUAACUUCCUCUUUAGGCAGCUUGACCUCGACGACCCCGACCACGCGAUCAAGUACGAGCACCUGCAGCAGGAGGUCGCAGAGAACAAGUUGGAUGUACGCUGGGGCGGCACGAACUUCCUCGCCAGCUACCUCUGGGAGCCGGGAGAUCCGGAGCCGGAUAUUCGCCGCAAGGAGGCUCCGGCGCACCAUCACUAA
Molecule: messenger RNA, 818 nt
Organism: Leptomonas pyrrhocoris
Lineage: Eukaryota; Euglenozoa; Kinetoplastea; Trypanosomatida; Trypanosomatidae
Exons: 1
Coding region: 351-818 (155 amino acids)
Source: RefSeq, a predicted model, not a curated record